CAUUUCUCUCUCUCUAAAGCAAAGCAGAAUCUCUUGGAAAAGAUGGUACUGGAAACUCUGAAUCCAACACACUACAUCACUAGCCUAGUACCAGAUACGAUACCAGUGGCCACAGUGCCCAUACUCAUUCUCAUGUGCUUUCUGCUUCUAAUAUGGAAUCAUGAAGAAACUUCAUCAAUACCAGGGCCAGGAUAUUGUAUGGGAAUUGGUCCCCUCAUUUCACAUUGGAGAUUUCUUUGGAUGGGAGUAGGUAACGCCUGCAACUACUACAAUAAGACAUAUGGAGAAUUUGUGAGAGUUUGGAUCAGCGGUGAAGAAACAUUUAUAAUUAGCAAAUCCUCAAGUGUGUUCCAUGUAAUGAAACAUUGGCAUUAUGUUUCUCGAUUUGGGAGCAAGCUUGGAUUACAGUGCAUUGGCAUGUAUGAAAAUGGGAUCAUAUUUAAUAACAACCCAGCACACUGGAAAGAAAUUCGACCCUUUUUCACUAAAGCUCUGUCUGGUCCUGGUCUUGUGCGUAUGAUAGCAAUUUGCGUUGAAUCAACAAUUGAUCAUCUGGACAAACUAGAGGAAGUAACCACGGAAGUAGGAAACAUCAAUGUGUUGAAUCUUAUGAGACGGAUCAUGCUUGACACAUCUAACAAGCUUUUUCUCGGGAUACCUUUGGAUGAAAGUGCCAUUGUACUUAAGAUUCAGAACUACUUUGAUGCUUGGCAAGCACUUUUAUUAAAGCCUGACAUCUUUUUUAAGAUUUCUUGGCUGUGCAAGAAAUAUGAAGAGGCAGUCAAGGAUCUGAAAGGAGCAAUGGAAAUCUUGAUAGAACAGAAACGACAAAUGCUUUCCACUGUUGAAAAGCUGGACGAACACAUGGAUUUUGCAUCCCAGUUGAUUUUUGCACAGAACAGAGGGGAUCUAACUGCUGAGAAUGUGAACCAGUGUGUGCUGGAGAUGAUGAUCGCUGCUCCUGAUACUCUGUCUGUGACUCUCUUCUUUAUGCUAAUACUGAUUGCAGAGCACCCCACAGUGGAAGAGGAGGUGAUGAGAGAAAUUGAAACUGUUAUGGGUGACAGAGAUAUAGAGAGUGAUGACAUGCCAAACUUAAAAAUUGUGGAGAAUUUUAUUUAUGAAAGCAUGAGAUACCAGCCAGUUGUGGACUUGAUCAUGCGAAAAGCUUUACAAGAUGAUGUGAUUGAUGGCUAUCCUGUGAAAAAGGGGACAAACAUUAUUCUCAAUAUUGGACGUAUGCAUAAGCUUGAAUUCUUCCCAAAGCCAAAUGAGUUUUCUCUUGAAAAUUUUGAGAAAAACGUUCCUUCACGCUACUUUCAACCAUUUGGAUUUGGCCCUCGGGGCUGCGUAGGAAAGUUUAUUGCCAUGGUAAUGAUGAAAGCAAUUCUGGUGACUCUCCUGAGACGGUGCAGAGUACAGACAACGAAAGGAAGAGGCCUUAACAACAUCCAGAAAACCAAUGACUUAUCCAUGCACCCAAUAGAAAGGCAGCCUUUCCUGGAGAUGGUUUUCACACCAAGAAGAAACACAAACAAGAAUCAGGGUGACUAAAAUGGAUCAGCAUCAGCAUUAAAGUUACAGGGCUUUCUCAGCCACAGCCACUAAGAAAUACCUGUCAUUCCUAAGUAAAGACAAAAUAAAACAUUUUGUUGCCCCUAAAUCACUACAGCUUCAGAUGACAACAGCAGAACCAAGUUCUGGCCACAACUUCAACAUAAUAAAGUGACACUAAAAUUACAAAAUAGUCUUGUGGCUAGGUGAUGCCACACUACAUGCAGGAUUCCUGGCUACUUUUAAAACCAUCAGGUUCAGACAAAGCUAUGCUUGCUUUUCAAACAGUGCUAGUUCAAGAGGUUUGGGGGUCAACAAAAGAAUUUGCCUGAUGUAUGUUUAAUUCCAGGACUAUGUUUGUCCCCUUUCCCCCCCGACCUCCCUGAAGUUGGACCUAGCAGUAUUUAACUACUGUAAAAUCUCUAAUUAUCUGUUUUUAAAAACAUCUGAAUGAAUAAUAUUGAAGUUGAUUUUUAAGACUAUGAAACAAUUUAAAAUACUUAGGAUAUAUACAAGUUAUAAAAAAAUGUUUGUACAAGAAGUCAUUCAAACACUUUUCUUUACCAUGUUUUGCUGUCAUAUUAAACAGAUACCAAGGACUUACAGUGUCAGAUUUUACUGAUGGCAGUAAUUUUCAGGGUACUAGGUAAUAUGACAGUUGAGAUAACUGUUCUAUGUUUUUAAAACCCAGCGUCCUGCUACAGAGUAUGCUACAGAGCAUCUCUGAACAUGUUAGUAAUGACUGGAUGAGAAUAAGAUAACAAAUAUGAAACAUUACCACUAGUAUUACAUGGCACAGGGGCAACACUCAGCUCCACCUCAGCUGGUUAACUGGAGGAAUUUCCUGCCUCACCUCAGUUUGGUGAAGAAGUUCAAAUUCUCCAUUAUUGCUUCUCCUGAAAGAGCACUGGUCUGUAACCUGGUCUUUAGCAUCUUGCUUUAUGCAAGUGGGCUUUAUGCCCACUGACUGAAGAGAAUCAGUAAAGUAAGAGGAGAAAUACUGGCUCAAGAGGCAGACUUUUUUUUUUUAAGGUAAAUUGGGCUUCACUCAUUUACUCAAAGUAGGAUGCAAGUUUCAUUGGGCAAAUGUUCAGAGUUUUGUAGUAGCAAAGGAGAAAAGUUCUGAAGUAUGAAGCAGAUUUCUAGAAAGCAUUCUCAAGGGUUUUUGCAUACACAGAUUUUUAUUUUAAUUAUAAAUUAGGCUUAGUUUUAUACUUUGCCCUUAACAGGAAAGCUACAUAAAUACCCAACAUUUCUUGUUGAAAAAUGGACCUAUCUUGAAAUCUGCAGAAUCCUGACAGUCAUUGAUAUCUCUACUAGUCUAAUGAUGAGUUGUUGGUUUGGUCAAGAAGAAAAAGACCUUCCUGGAUUAAUGACAACAUUCCUUGACAGAGUCUUUCCAUUUUCAGUAAGCUUGAGUUUCCAUACUAUAUAACCCAAAGAAAGGGGGUUUCCAGAUAAAGUGCCUUGAUAGAGCCAAGCAACCAAUGUAUUGGUUUAUAUUAAUCUUUUCCUUCCAAGUCACUUAACUAUUAAAAAAAAAAAAAAAAGGAAAAAUAAAAAAUUAUUUAUGUCCUUACUUAGAAAAUGUAAUUAAAAUUAGAUUAAAUAAUCUGUUCCCUCAGACCACUACUUUCAGGUGCAGGUCCGGCAAAGGAAGGUCUAUCCAGUAGCACACAAAAACUGCAUAAACCCAACCAAUAAAUAUGUGUUCCAACCAAAGUAAUUAAUUAGAUCAGGUUGGGGCUGAUGACAAAGAAGAGGAGCUGCACAUUUAGGUGAUUUCUCAAAACAGCAUGUAAAUUUUCUCAAUUAAAAAAAAAAAAGAAGAAAUCAAACUUGAAAGCAGAAUAAUUUAUUGUAGCUAGGUUACUUUUAAAGCUUUCUCCGUAGCACUUUCCUGGUACCCCAAAAAAUUACAGUAGUGAAGUGUAAUCCCAUACCACCUGUAAAUACAGACAAACUUGGGCAUUUGAAGACACAGAAAUAGGAGUUCAUGGUUAGACUUGACCAUUUUAAAGGUAUUUUCCAACCUCAAUUAUGCUAUGAUUCUAGGACCUCUAUUUUUAAAGUAAUGAAGUGACAUAGUGGUUUGAACCCACAGUGGUUUGAAACCCACUGAAGGUUCUUUUUUCUUGGGAAUAAACUACCAUCUUAUACAUACACAGUAUGCAUCUCUGAUUGUUUCACACACAAAAAAUGUUUUUAUAGUGAUAAUUUACUCUCUGAUUUUCCAUCUCAUAAUUAUAGGUCUCUCCCUGAGUGAAAUUUUUGACAAGAUUGGAAUUAAUACAUUACUUUUAUAAUUCAAAAUUUUAAAAUAAUUAUACGAAAUCAUGUA
This is a messenger RNA of Phalacrocorax carbo (great cormorant), 3895 nucleotides long. Lineage: Eukaryota; Metazoa; Chordata; Aves; Suliformes; Phalacrocoracidae. The record is from RefSeq and is a predicted model, not a curated record.